AUGAUGAUUGCGGAGGAGGAGAGCCUGAAGGAGCGGCUCCUGAAGAGCAUCGACCUGUGUCAGAAGGAGCUGAAGACGCUCUGCGAGGAGCUCCAGCUGGACGCCGUGGAGGUAGAGGAAGAAAGCACCAUUCUGCAGAGGGAGAAGAAUUUGCGCACCCGCGUGGAGGUGAUGCUAAAGCAGAAAAGGGAAAGGAAGCAGGAGCUGAAAACCCUGCAGGAGCAAGACCGAGACCUCUGCGACAUCCUCUGCACAACCCCCUUCGGCAUCGACAGCAACACCGUGCCCAGCCUGGAGGACCUGGAUCGCUACCGGUGCCACGUGGCCUCCCUGACAGCCAAGAAGGAGCAAAGGCGAGAAGAGUUUGUCAGCAGCAAGCGGCAAAUCAUCCUUCUCAUGGAGGAGCUGGACCACACUCCAGACACGAGCUUUGAGCGGGACGUGGUGUGCGAGGACGAGGAAGCCUUCUGCUUGUCCGAGGACAACAUCGCUGCCCUCCACGACCUGCAGCAGCAGCUGGAAGCCCAGCGAUCGCUGAACGAAGCUGUGUGCGCAGAGCUGCGCUCCAGAAUCGCGGCGUUUUGGGAAAGGCUGCAGAUUCCUGCAGAGGAGAGAGAGUCCUUCGCGGUGCACAUGGCCGGGUCCAGAGCCAAAACUAGGAAAGCUCUGCAGCUGGAAGUGGAGCGUCUGGAGGAGCUGAAGCUGCAGAACAUGAAAUCCAUGAUCCAGGCGAUCCGGGCGGAGCUGGCUGGCUACUGGGACAAGUGCUUCUACAGCCCGGAGCAGAGGGAAGCCUUCAGCCCCUAUUACGACGAGGAUUACACAGAGACCCUGCUCGAGCUCCACGAUGCUGAGGUGGUGAAGAUGAAGAGCUACUAUGAAACGCACAAAGAUCUGUUCGAGGCCGUCCAGAAAUGGGAGGAGAACUGGAAGCUGUUCCUGGAGCUGGAGAGGAAAGCAAUUGACCCCAGUCGCUUCACCAACCGCGGGGGGAACCUGCUGAAGGAGGAGAAGCAGCGAGCGAAGCUGCAGAAGACGCUUUCCAAGCUGCAGGAGGAGCUGGAGAGCCGUGUGCUGGCCUGGGAGCAGGAGCGCGAGGGCAGCUUCCUGGUGAAGGGGCAGCAGUUCAUGGAGUACGUGUCAGAGCAGUGGCAGCUCUACCGCCUGGAGAAGGAGAAGGAGAAGCAGGAGCGGCAACUGAAGAAAAGCCGCCAGAUCGAGACGGAGAUGAUGUAUGGCAGCACCCCGCGGACCCCCAUCAAGCGGCGGGUGCUGGGCCCCCACACGCCUGGCAAAGUAAGGAAGCUCAACGGCACUUCCAUCUCCAGCGCCACCCCCAACAGCACCGUGCGGUCCGUUUUUGGGGGAACCAUCUACCACUCGCCAACGUCUCGGCUGUGCCGCUACGGAGGGGAGGGGGGGGGCUUUGGCCAAGCUCAGACCCCCAUCCGUGCGGCGAAGCCCCCCCGUUCCGGCCACAGGGAGCGGAACAAGGAGAACGUGUCGCAGCUGAACGGGACCACCCUGAGCGGUGGGUGCACCCCCACAGCCCCUGCCCAGCGUAACCACAGCGUUAGUUCUGUUGCCAGCACCUAUUCUGAGUUUGCGCAAGAACUUUCAAAGGCUUCCAGGUCUGAGAGCAGCUCCCGCAUCCUCAACUCCACCACCACCCACACCUUCUACUGA
This is a messenger RNA of Pterocles gutturalis (yellow-throated sandgrouse), 1686 nucleotides long. RefSeq names its product protein regulator of cytokinesis 1 (gene PRC1). The record is from RefSeq and is a predicted model, not a curated record. NCBI's taxonomy places the organism in Eukaryota, Metazoa, Chordata, Aves, Pterocliformes, Pteroclidae. Gene Ontology annotation, molecular function: microtubule binding. The coding region runs from base 1 to 1686 and encodes 561 amino acids. Gene Ontology annotation, cellular component: cytoplasm; mitotic spindle midzone; spindle. The transcript is spliced from 12 exons. Gene Ontology annotation, biological process: mitotic spindle midzone assembly; microtubule cytoskeleton organization.